This is a messenger RNA of Agelaius phoeniceus (red-winged blackbird), 1133 nucleotides long. RefSeq names its product IFI30 lysosomal thiol reductase (gene IFI30). Gene Ontology annotation, cellular component: lysosome. NCBI's taxonomy places the organism in Eukaryota, Metazoa, Chordata, Aves, Passeriformes, Icteridae. The record is from RefSeq and is a predicted model, not a curated record. Gene Ontology annotation, molecular function: oxidoreductase activity, acting on a sulfur group of donors, disulfide as acceptor.
GUGAUUGAACUCGGGAUGCCUUGGGCUGCAUCCCGGUCCCGCACCCACCGCGGGCUGUACCGGCCCCCAGCCCCGCUUGCGGCUCGGGGAGCUCCACGCGUGGCUGCUCCGGGCCGGGUUUCACUGCCCGAACCCCCGGGGAGCCGAGUCCCAGCUCGGGGCAGCGGGAGCGGCGGCGGAGCCCACGUGGGGCGGCGGCGUCACGGGAGGCGGCGGCCGGGGCGGCAGGAAGGGCAGGAAGGGCCGGAGGGCGGGCACAGCCCCGCUUUAAAAGUCCCCGCUGGGACGGGCUCAUUUCCGCGUCACCCCGGCGUCCUGAUGGCCCCCGCGGUGGCGCUGGCUGUGCUGGUGGCCCUGGUGGCCCCAGGGCUCGGCGCGGCCCCCGGCUGUGAUCACCCUGCCCACCGCUGGUGCAGCUCCCGGGACACCGCCGUCGCCUGCCAGGUGCAGAGCCGCUGCCCGAGCCUCCCGCAGCCCGCGGCUGCGCCCGUGGAGCUGAGCCUGUACUACGAGAGCCUGUGCCCGGCGUGCCGCGAGUUCCUGGUGCUGAGGCUCUUCCCCACCUGGCUGCUGCUGCCCGAGGAGAUGCUGAGCAUCACCCUGGUGCCCUACGGCAACGCCCAGGAGAGGAACGUCAGCGGCAAGUUGGACUUCGAGUGCCAGCACGGCCCCGAGGAAUGCUUGGGCAACAUGAUGGAGGCCUGUCUGAUGCACGAGGCCAAGAACUUCAGCACCUACUUCCCCGUCAUCUUCUGCCUGGAGUCGGGCAGCUCCGUCACCAAGAACCUGGAGGCCUGCCUGCAGAUCUACGCCCCAGAGCUGGACAGCGGCCGCAUCAGCGCCUGCGUGCAGGGGGACACGGGGGUGGCCCUGAUGCACCACAACGCCCAGCUGACCGAGGCACUGGACCCUCCACACCAGUACGUGCCCUGGAUCACCAUCAACGGGAAGCACACGGACGAGCUGCAGGCACAGGCAGAGGCCUCGCUGCUGGGGCUGGUUUGUCACCUCUACCAGGGGGAGAAGCCUGAGGUCUGUGGGGGCUCCAAGGCCCCGAAGAUCCAACCUGGCUGCAGGCGCUGAGGGAGCACAGAGGGAGAGGCCAAUAAAAAGGAUAUUUUUAUGGAAAAGCA